CCCCGGCUCUUUCCCCUGCCUGGACCCUUCCCCAGCGCUGCUGGCGUCAUCCCAUUGCAAUCCUGCCUGCUCGCUGGCGUGGGGCCACCGCCUGCCUUUCCCAGUGCUCCCCUCUGGAGGUUUCAGCCUGUGCCUGACCUGGGGCCAGACGGGACAGUCUACGUAGAGGGAUGGUCCCAAGACCACCUUUGCAGCUGCCAUUGCCUGUCUGGGUGAAAACAGCGCCUUUCCACAGAUGGAGGCUGUGGCACCAGUGGGACAGGGCACCCAAGGGUGUUUGUUGGGAACUGUCCGGGAGGGUGACAGUGACGUGUCACCAUCUGUCCUCCCCCCAGGCCCUGUGCCGGCAGCCGGUGCCCAGCGCAUUAACUGUCCCGGCACAGGGAAGUACCGGCCUCAUCUUACAAAGGGGGAGAGCAAAGCCCAGGGGGGCUGAACGAUGUCCUGCUGCCGGGAAUAGCUGCUGUCUCUGCCCUCCGGCCCCUCGUGAGGCCAGGCAGGCUGCCUGUGUGCGGCGGGGGAGGCCAGGCAGCCACUGGAACCCUGGCAGGGCUGCUGGGGAUGCUCCGCACCUGAGGUCAUCCUCCAAAGUGGCGUGGAGGGGCCACGGCUCCUGGCAUCACGUGCUAUCUGCCGCUGGCUGAGAGGUUUGGGGGGCCCCAUCGCCUCCCUUCGUGGUGGGCAGCAACACAACCCCCCCCACCACCCAGGUGUCAGGGAGCCACGGGUGAUGCUAGCGGGUGUUGCAGCAUCUGAUCGCACGGGGAUGGGGUGAUGGGAGCUGUGGAGAGCAUCCCGGCCACCCAGGGUGCAUGGCACAGGACCCAUGGGCUGACCCCAUACUGCGUCCCCACUCCAUCAGGCCUCUCUGGACUGGCUGCUGUGGGCAUUCCAGCUCCCCGUGCCGAACACAGGGGUACUGGGCAAGCCUGGGGGGGAGCCAUGGGUCUCUUUAAGAGGGUGCAGGGCCGUGGAGAUGAGCCAGGGCCACCAGAAAGCAGGAGGGUGAGCUCAUGGCAAAGCUGCCCCAGUCAUGUGGAGCAGCCACAGCUGUUGGUGCCCUUGGGCUGCCGGACAGAGGGGCCGGCAGCAUAAAGCCCCACGGCCAGCGGAGCCGUCGGCAGCGCCGGGAGCCAGGGCUGGGUGCUCCCUGACAGUGGUGGUGGGGAGGAGAGGCUGCAUCCUGCACGGGGCUGUGCACCGCGGGGCAGACAUGGAGCUGGAUGUACAACGGGCCAAGGAGCUCAUCGAGCAGAAGCUGGCAGAGGAGGAGGAAGAGGAGAAGCGACUGAAAGGGGAUGGCGCACGGGAGCCGCUGGCCGUGGAGCGGAUGAGCACGCCUGAGCUGGAGGAGGAGAAACACCGUGGUCCCAGGAAUCGGGGUCUUGAGGCUGUCAAGGGCCAGGAGCGGGUGCGGAAGAGCUCGGUGGACCUGCGGCGGGAGAUCAUUGAUGUGGGGAGCAUCCAGCGCCUAAUUGAGCUCCGCAAGCAGCGCCGGCAGCGCCGGGAGGAACGGGCGGCCACCCCCGAGCCCCCCGCACCACCUGAGCCUCUGGAGAUUGAGGGUCCUGUGGAGCCAGAGACUUUCCUGCGAGCCGCCGUCCAGGGCAAGAUGCACAUCAUCGAGAAGUUUCUGGCAGAUGGUGGCCCCCCCGACACAUGUGAUGAGUUCCACCGCACGGCCCUGCACCGCUCCUCGCUGGAGGGACACGUGGACAUCCUGCAGAAGCUGCUGGACAGUGGGGCCACCGUCGACUUCAGGGACCGGCUGGACUGCACCGCCGUGCACUGGGCCUGCCGGGGAGGGCACCUGGAUGCUGUCAAGCUGCUGCAGGACCGUGGAGCAGACCUCAACCUGAAGGACAAGCUGCUCAGCACCCCCCUCCAUGUGGCAACCCGGACCGGGCACCCUGACAUCGUGGAGCACCUCAUCCACUGUGGGGUGGACAUCAACUCCCCAGACAGGGAAGGCGACACGGCGCUGCAUGACGCCACACGGCUCAGCCGCUAUAAGAUCAUCAAAAUGUUGAUCCUGCAUGGGGCCGACAUGAUGGCCAAGAACCAGGCUGGCAAGACCCCGACGGACCUGGUGCAGCAGUGGCAGGUGGACACGCGCCAGGCACUGGAGACCAAGGAGCAGCCGCAGAGGGAGAUGGAGGUCCCUGCAUGAUGGUGCCAGGUGGGGACCAGGGACUGGACUCGGCUCCAAGGAGUGGGAUCCAGCCGAGACUUUUCCAUGUCAA
Molecule: messenger RNA, 2243 nt
Organism: Chroicocephalus ridibundus (black-headed gull)
Lineage: Eukaryota; Metazoa; Chordata; Aves; Charadriiformes; Laridae
Gene: ANKRD2
Product: ankyrin repeat domain 2
Exons: 9
Coding region: 1034-2170 (378 amino acids)
Molecular function (GO): protein binding
Source: RefSeq, a predicted model, not a curated record